Gasterosteus aculeatus aculeatus (three-spined stickleback) is the source of this 2693-nucleotide messenger RNA. NCBI's taxonomy places the organism in Eukaryota, Metazoa, Chordata, Actinopteri, Perciformes, Gasterosteidae. The record is from RefSeq and is a predicted model, not a curated record.
UCGUGUUUUCUAUGAAAAAGACGUCGGGUUCCACCCCCCUUUCAGUCAGCUUUGGGAUGGGUACCAUUCUCCAGAACGGGACCUUCAGAUCCCCGGACGCGGUCUCCACCGGGGACCGGGAGCGGAGGAAGAAGAAGGCGGCGCGCAGCAGCAGCAGCAGGCCCGCCGGGUUCGGGCGGCAACCUCACGCGCUGCCGGUACCGGAGAGGAACGAGGAGGUGAGCGAGCUGCAGCCGACCACCGGACACCGGUUAUGAGCAGCGAUGAUCUAGUUGUCAAGCACAAAAUUACUCGCUGUAGCUUCAUUAGUGUGUGUGUGUGUGUGUGUGUGUGUGUGUGUGUGUGUGUGUGUGUGUGUGUGUGUGUGUGUGUGUUCUCUGCUUUAACGCGAUCACUACAUUGAACUACGGUUAACUCAGCAGGGACUUGAAUUGUAGCGCAGCUAAACAGUACAAAUAGUUCAUUUUGUGUAUAAUAGUAGUCAGAGAGGUCCUUAACACGUGUUAUUCUUUGUGUGGAAUCACUGAGAAAAGUAAUUUUAUUGCAGGUCAAAUGGUCUUUUUGAAUUUGCAAUUACGGGGCUUUUAAUCUCUAAAUUUGUACAGUUAAGAUAUUUUAUUUUCACUAUCAUAGUAGUCCGAGAGGUCCUUCACAUACUUUAAUCAUUGUCCAGAAUUUUUGAUUAAAUAGCUUUUAUUCCUGUCAGCAUUUAUGUACAUCAUUCAAGCGCCUGCUGAGUUGACCGCAGUAAUAUUGAAUACGUUUAAUAGUUUAGCGGUAAAUAACUGUUUUAAAUACAUCACAUUACAUUACUGUGAAGCAGUACUAGGUGCAUCAAAUGCUAAACAAUGAAGCUAUCAAAAACGUGUUGCUACAUUGUUGUUAAAUAUUUAACAUUUAACACAAACACUUUUUGCAACCAUUUAAUGUGAGUGAACAUAUUGGGAGUGCGGAGGAGUGACAGCGAAUCCACAAAGUCAUGUUUACUGAGAAGCUGCAGCAGAGAAGAAAGCAGAAACCUAGAACCCCGUCGACCAAACGUCUCACUGCUCAACACAGUUCUCAGGGAACCUCGGAACCCGAGUCGGCUGCUCAGCACUGCGACCGAGGGAGCAGACGUUUGCCGGCCUUUCCCCGUCACCGCCUGCCUCGUUCGAGCCGUGACCCACAUCGGACGGCGUCCCCGAACCCGGACGCGGGGAGCCAGAGCGGCCGCGCAGGGGGCGACAGUGACACCGACUUGUCUGAGUCGGAGAGGCUUCCUGUGUCGCCCUGUUCUCGGGUUCCUCCACGGCUCCAGCUGAGGCCGGAGCUCAUCCAGGGUGACGGCCGCCCCUCUUGCGGGCCGUCAAGGAACAACCGCGGGUCUUCGGACUUCCCCGAUUUCCUCCCUCCGCCUUUCAACUCCUGGAGCCUCGGCCAGCUGGCUGUCUUCUACAACACGGAGGGUCGCGGGGCCCCUCGGCCCAGGCCCGUGGGCCCUUUGGAAAGGUACAUGGAGAGGAUGCUGCAGCUGGAGUGGCGGCAGAUUCGCACUGUCCAGGAGGAGGGCGGGACGCCGGCGGCGUCGGAUGCCGUAUCCAGCUGCCACGGGACGGCCGGCGCCGCCGCCGCCUCGUCGCGCCUCAGCUCUCCGAAGUGCAUCCUUCAGUGUCAGCGUUCCUUCCCCCUCACCUUCCUCUCCUCCCUGGCCAGCCACUGCGCCCUGCUCUCCGGCUGCGCCUGCACGCUCUGCCGCAUCCGAUACGCCGCCUGCUGCACGACGCCGUCGUCCAGACCGAGUCCCGCGCCAGAGCGCGGCGGUGGCAGGGGCCCCGCGUCGCUGCCCAAACGGAGCUACAGCGAGAGCCGGGUGCACUCAGCGGACAGGGGCUCCGCGUCCCGGGCUCAGAGGUCCGGCAGCCCCACGCGGACCAACAGCCACCUGAGGAGAAUGCAGGCGUCGGGUAACAUCCGUAACCCCGUCCACGGCGCCAACGCCAAGCCUCAGGCCAGUGGCGGGGACCUUUUGGGAGCACGGGGGGGCGUGUCGGACCGGCGGCCCGGCGGGUUUCGGAGGAGGAGCGGCUCUGAGCAGAGACGAGGCGGAGUCGGGGGACAACAAGGCGCUCCUGAGGAAAGACGAAGCGGCUCCGAGUGCAGAGGAGAGGCAGCCGAGCGGAGGAGGGCGGCCGGGCUCGGGGAGCGGGACGUCACACCUGAUGCCGUCGACGCAAUAACGGAUAAUUUACCCAGGUGCAAGAAUUACCCGAUAAACAGAGCGAACAGACCGAAACAGGUUGAAUUUGUAACCUAACAGCAAGUUGCGGGCCGUUGUGUAUUUCUUUAUGCCACAUGAACAGACGUUUAUUAUUUGAUUAUUGAACAGACUGACAAAAAGCAGUAAAGUUACUUUUCUUUCUACAGUGGAUCUUUUGCUUUGUCAGAUGUUUUAUUAUCUUAACUAUUUAUAGCUGAAUGAUUACGUUUAAUCCAAUGCUGUGAUUACAGUCCAAUAAGCUAAUAUGACUAUGGAUGUUUACAUUUGUUAUUGAUGUUUACAUCUAUUAUUGAUCGUAUAGAUCCUUUGAGAAUGUGGAUGUCUAUUGUAGUUUUGAAUUUAAAGCAACCCAGGGAGCCUUCGUCAGCACAGUACACAAUGAAUCUAAUUGUUUGUUAAACUGCAUAAUAAAAGUUAUCCUUGGUUACAAAGA